Molecule: messenger RNA, 1246 nt
Organism: Notechis scutatus (mainland tiger snake)
Lineage: Eukaryota; Metazoa; Chordata; Lepidosauria; Squamata; Elapidae
Source: RefSeq, a predicted model, not a curated record
CACCUGGCGCGCAGGUAAAGGCAGUGGCGCUCGCUUGCUUUCCCCUCGGCUCUCCUUCCUCCUUUCCCGCCAUGGCCAACUCGGGCUUGCAGCUGCUGGGCUUCGUGCUGGCCCUGCUGGGCCUGAUCGCCGACCUGACGGCUACCAUCCUGCCCCAGUGGCGAGUCUCGUCCUUCGCCGACGGCAGCAUCAUCACCGCGCAGUCCUACUACCUGGGCCUCUGGAUGGAGUGCGUGUGGCAGAGCACCGGGCAGCUCCAGUGCAAGGUCUACGACUCCAUACUGGCCCUGGGCGCUGCCAUGCAAGCCACCCGGGCGCUGAUGGUCAUCUCCAUUGUCAUGGGUGUGAUCGCCAUUGGCAUCGCCACCAUGGGCAUGAAAUGUACCCGCUGCGGAGACGACAAGGUCACCAAGGCCCGCAUCGCCAUGACGGGCGGCAUCAUCUUCCUCGUGGCGGGUUUGUGUUCUCUGGUCGCUUGUUCCUGGAGCGCGAACCAGAUCGUCCAAGAUUUUUACAACCCCCUGUCCCCCAUGAAUAAAAGGUACGAAUUUGGCCCUGCCAUCUUCAUUGGCUGGGCAGGUGCUGCUUUGUCGCUGCUGGGGGGUGGGAUGCUCUCCUGCUCGUGUCCGGGAGAUUCCUCCGGGUACAAAAACCGCCAGUAUCCUGCAGGGAAGCCCAUCUCCAAACCCCCCAAUAGCCGAGAAUACAUCUAGAUGCCCCAGGCCACUGCCAAGACCCAUGUGCCACUGAGCUUGGAACAGCCUGGAUUUUGCUGCCCAGCUGGGCAUCUUUAGACUUUUAAAUCCCCCUCUCGGGGAGUUCUUCCCCCCCUCUUAACCUGUUUUAUUAUUCCUUCGAUUGAAUUGGUUGAUUUUAUUUUAUUUUUAAAAUAGGGAUCCUAUUUUAAGUAGAGAUAUUUUAAUAUUUUCAUUGGGGAUCGGCCCUGAAGGGAGGAAGGUGGGCAUUAUUAAUCCCUUGGUGCAUUUUUCUCGGGCUGCCCGAGGAAGGAUUGGAGAUGGAAGACCCCCGUUAAAUCCUUUUGACCCCGGGGAUUAUGGGGUUUGGAGUCCAGCGCAUCUGGAGGCAACGAGAUUGAGGAAUAGUGCUAUAGUAAGGUUUCCUGGGUAGGACCCCCUCACCCCUUUAAUAAACCAAUCCAUCAGGAGAAGAUAGCCUCUGGGUGUCCCUAAACAAAAGUCGGAUUGAUCUAAAGAAAACCCCCAACCAUUGGUGGGAGUUCCCCCCC